Messenger RNA from Lampris incognitus (smalleye Pacific opah), 2514 nucleotides. RefSeq names its product spleen tyrosine kinase (gene syk). The record is from RefSeq and is a predicted model, not a curated record. Gene Ontology annotation, cellular component: extrinsic component of cytoplasmic side of plasma membrane; cytoplasm. NCBI's taxonomy places the organism in Eukaryota, Metazoa, Chordata, Actinopteri, Lampriformes, Lampridae. The transcript is spliced from 14 exons. Gene Ontology annotation, molecular function: non-membrane spanning protein tyrosine kinase activity; ATP binding; signaling receptor binding. The coding region runs from base 193 to 2058 and encodes 621 amino acids. Gene Ontology annotation, biological process: intracellular signal transduction; positive regulation of alpha-beta T cell proliferation; positive regulation of cell adhesion mediated by integrin.
CUCACAUCCUGUUGGGGCGGGCAGCAGUCGGCUUCAGUCGCCUGAGCGAGGGAGUCUUGGUGCACCGGGAGAGGACCAUCGCCUGCUGAGAAGGAGAUCUCCCCCACCCGGCCCCGCCGCUCACAGUGACUCCCGGGGCUGCAGCUGCUGCUGCUGCUGCAGAGGAUAUUCUCCAGGCAGCCAGGAACAAAAAUGGCCGACAAGGUGUGUACGUUGCCCUUCUUUUACGGCAACAUCACUCGAGAGGAAGCGGAGGACUACUUACGGCAGGGCGGCCUGGCCAACGGCCUGUACUUGUUACGGCAGAGUCGAAACAACUUAGGGGGCUUCGCUCUGUCCGUGGCCUCCACGCGCCAAUACUACCACUAUGCCAUAGAGAGGCAGCCGAAUGACACAUAUAUCAUAGCUGGAGGCAAGAGCCACAGGAACCCCGUGGAUGUGAUAGACUACCACUCACAGGAACUGGACGGCCUCGUGUGUCUGCUGGAGAAGCCCUGCAACAGACCCAAAAACAUGCAGCCCAAGGUGGGGCCGUUCGAAGACCUGAAGGAGAAGCUCAUCCGGGAGUAUGUCAUGCACACGUGGAACCUCCAGGGGGCCGCUCUGGAGCAGGCUAUCAUCAGCCAGAAGCCUCAGCUGGAGAAGCUCAUAGCCACCACGGCCCAUGAGAAAAUGCCAUGGUUCCACGGCUCCAUCACACGCGAGGACUCCGAACCGAGGCUUCAGAAUGGCCCCCGCAGGAAUGGAAAGUUUCUAAUACGACAGAGGGAUACAAAUGGUUCCCAUGCUCUGUGUUUGUUACAUGAGGGGCAUGUCAUGCACUAUCGCAUUGACAGUGACAGAUCUGGCAAGCUUUCUAUCCCGGAGGGCAAGAAGUUUGACACCUUGUGGCAGCUGGUGGAGCACUACUCAUACAAACCAGAUGGCCUACUCUGUGUGCUAACUGAGCCCUGCCCAUGUCCAGAUCGAGAAAGUGGGGACAUAAGACGACCGCCUUUACCACGGGACCACCCUGGCCUAGCUGCAGCCAGCGGAUUUUUUACCAGGCUGAAAAACUACUCUGUACCCAUACCUGGCCGAAAAAAGAUCUGGGGGGGCUCUCGCCACAACACCACAGAUAAUCUCAAUCCUUAUGAAACCAGAGCACAGAACAACCAAGCAGCUGACAAAGAGGCCAUGCCCAUGGACACAGAGGUUUAUGAAAGCCCCUAUGCAGACCCAGAUGAACUCAGGAGUUCCACGGUGGCACGGAAUCAGCUCUUCCUGGAGGAUGGAGAGCUGGGAUCUGGGAACUUUGGCACAGUCAUGAAGGGGAUCUACAAGAUGAGGAAGACAGAAAAGCCAGUUGCAGUUAAGGUCCUGAAAAACAAUGACGACAACCCAGUAGUGCGCGAGGAAAUGCUGCGGGAAGCCAGUGUCAUGCAGCAGCUGGACAACCCUUACAUUGUCCGUAUGAUUGGCACCUGUGAAGCCGAGAACCUCAUGCUUGUAAUGGAGCUGGCAGAUCUAGGUCCUCUCAACAAAUUCCUGCAAAGGAACAAGCAUAUAAGCAUCAAGAAUAUCACAGAGCUGGUCCACCAGGUGUCCAUGGGUAUGAAGUACCUGGAGGAGCAUAACUUUGUUCACAGGGACCUUGCUGCAAGAAACGUCCUCCUUGUCACCCAGCACUAUGCCAAAAUCAGUGACUUCGGCCUUUCUAAAGCACUCACCGAGGAUCAGGACUACUAUAAGGCCAAAGGUCACGGCAAGUGGCCUGUGAAGUGGUAUGCUCCUGAGUGUAUGAACUACUUCAAAUUCUCGUCAAGAAGUGACGUGUGGAGUUUCGGAGUCCUCAUGUGGGAGGCCUUCUCUUUAGGGCAUAAACCAUAUAAGGGAAUGAAAGGAAACGAUGUCAUGCAGAUGAUUGAGAGUGGAAAGCGUAUGGAUGCUCCACCCAACUGCCCCCCAGAGAUGUAUGACCUCAUGAUGAAGUGCUGGACAUACAAGGCAGGGGAAAGGCCUGGAUUUUCAGUUGUUGAGCCAAGACUAAGGGAGUAUUACUAUGAUAUUGCACAGUGAUUAUGCAUCCUGCAUUCUGCCGCACAGAUUAAACUGGACUCUGUAAGUUAAUCAAAAUGCAAAAUAUUGGUCAACACUCGUAAUAAAAGCUGUAUUUUAAGAGGUAUGAAUUGUUGGGGAUGCGUAUGUGAAUGCCACUGUAAAGUGCGUGGUAUCACGGGGGGUUUCUUAUAGCUUUUAACAUGGACCACAUAAAACAUCAAGAUGUGUAUUUGAUGACUUUUUCCUUAUGUGCUUCUACUAAGUGUUUAAAGAAUUGUUCAAAAUGUUUCCCCCCCAUCUGUUUAUAUGUGCAGUUUUAUUACUUGAGUAAUAUAAAGGGAAAUAUCUGACAUGAUGAUUUGGAUAAAGUCAGCCAAAAGUGUCUUUUUUUAAGAUUUGUCAAUUUCCAUGGUUUGGCAUGAACAUGCGGAGCGAUUGUUUUGAGACGUACAUGUGGAACUGUCAAUAAAUAUA